Colletotrichum truncatum is the source of this 1479-nucleotide messenger RNA. RefSeq lists its product as uncharacterized. Gene Ontology annotation, molecular function: oxidoreductase activity. The record is from RefSeq and is a predicted model, not a curated record. NCBI's taxonomy places the organism in Eukaryota, Fungi, Ascomycota, Sordariomycetes, Glomerellales, Glomerellaceae.
AUGCCCAAGACACAUAUCAGAAAGGACAUCGAGGAGCUGUCUCCAGAGGAGCGCGACCUCGUCGUCCGGGCCUUCCAUCAUAUUAAAAACCUCGAGCCUGAGGACCCUAACUCUUUUUUCACUAUUGCUGGCUACCAUGGUUUGCCGGAGCCUAUUUUCUGCCGGCAUGCCAGUGUUCUCUUUCCCACGUGGCACAGGGCGUACCUUCUACGUCUUGAGAAUGCUCUCCGCACUGCCCCCGGGUGCGCCAACUUGGCUUUGCCUUAUUGGAACGAGACUUCUCAGAGAACUCUGGAACAAGGGCUUCCCAAGAUCUUCACCGAUGAGAGCUAUGACUUUGUGGACGGGACCUCAAUUCCCAACCCGUUGUUCUCGUACAAGAUGCAACAAGCAGUCGAUGGCGGCUCUAAAGGCAAAGACAAUGCGAAGCCCGUAGGAUACAACACCGUUCGGUACCCGUAUUCUGGCCUUGUGAGUGCCGAUUUUGCGGAGAAAACAAAGAUUCACAACGAGACCGUCGACAGCCUUGGUCCAGGCAAGCCUACUGCUUUAUUGAACGAGAAUGUCACACGGUGGCUCACUUUCCAGAGAUUCGAAAACCACAAGGGCGAAAUCAUCUACGCUGGCGAGGCCGACAAUUUUAAGCAGUGUCUGGAUGCUCCGAAUUACACAGUCUUCUCCAACGUGAAGUCUGCUGAGAUUUACAACAAUUUAAACAAAGGCAGCCCUCAUACACCCACUGUCGUCUCCCUCGAACACCCGCAUAACUCGAUGCACUUGGCUAUCGGUGGAUUUGAAGUUCCGUCGAAGGAGGACACCAAGAACGUUUUCCCAUUUGCUAAUGGGGACAUGGGCGAGAACGACACGGCUGCCUUUGACCCGGUUUUCUACUUCCACCAUUGCUUCAUUGACUAUAUGUUCUGGAAGUGGCAAGACAUCCACAACAAGACAACAGAAUUGGACAUCAUACCUAAAUACAUCAGCUUUGAGAAAUUCAAUCUCGAUACUGCUCUCGAGCCAUUUAAGAUUACCGAUCCUACGAAUGGGAAAGAGCGUUUCAUUACCUCCAAGGAUGUCGUCGACACGACUAAACUUGGGUAUGAAUACCCGAGACCCCGAGGACAUGGCCUGGUGCGAACGCCGGCGCCUGUCGACGCACCGAAAGUUGCCGUCACGGGAAUCAACCGGUCAAAGAUCCGUGGCUCUUUCAUCGUCUCUACAUGGGCCAAGGGUCAAAAUGGAGAGCCUGAUCGCCUUAUUGAUACCAAGGCAGUUCUCAGUCGCUGGGCAGUUGGAGACUGCGACAACUGCCAGAACUAUCUAAACAUUCAGUCGCAUACGCAAUUGAACGAUUACACCCACGAAGAUGCACAGGACGCCGAAUUCUAUGCUCUCAUUCAUACGAGAGAAAAGCCCGAGGGAUUCGAUACGGUCGCUGGAAUGCCCGUCGAGGUUGAACUGAAUGCUGUGAGGAACUGA